This is a messenger RNA of Neolamprologus brichardi, 1092 nucleotides long. The record is from RefSeq and is a predicted model, not a curated record. NCBI's taxonomy places the organism in Eukaryota, Metazoa, Chordata, Actinopteri, Cichliformes, Cichlidae.
AUGAAGAGGCUUUUGCUGCUGUGCGUGACGGCCUUCUGUCUCGGCGAGCUGAACCACGAGUACGUCCAGGUGUUCUACGCCACAGCGGUCGAGCUUCCUGACGUCAGGUUUGUGGUGACGCAGGACGAUGGCGUCAUCGCCAAAUACGGCCUCACACAUGAUGUUGUUCUGAUGCUCAAAAAGUCUAAGCUCAUCAAGGCUUACAAAAUGACGCCCGAGACAUCUAAAGGGGACCUGAUCGUCUUUAUCACCAUCUACCAGAUGGACCCAGUCACUGAGUACACCGGGCAGACAGCCUCUCAGAUCUUAUCGUCGCCUGUGUUAAACCACGCUCUUCUCUUUGUCAACAAAAGUUCAGAAGACUUUGAUGAGAUUUUUUCUGCCUUCAGCACCGCUGCAGAGACAUUCAGGAUGAAGAUUUUAUUUGUGUUGGUGAACGUGGCUGAGCUUCGCAAUGGCAGAAUGAUGGAGUACUUCCGGGUGCGGGACUAUGAGGCUCCCCUAAUCCGACUGGUUAACCUGUCAAAUCACGUGACCUACCAUCUGCCCUCUGACGCCCUGAGCGUAGAAAUCAUAGAAAGGUUCUGCCAGGACUACCUCGAGGGCAAAGCUAAGCCUAAGAUGCAGAGCGAGCCGAUACCUGAAGGAUGGGACCAAAAACCAGUGAAGGAGCUGGUGGGGAUGAAUCUGGAGAAAGUUGCCUUUAACCCAGACAAGACUGUUUUUGUCCUGUUUUAUCUGCCCUACAGUAAAGAGUCCCGCGCUGUGUUUCCGCUGUGGGAGGAACUAGCUGAGGCCUUUGAGGAGCGCGAGGACGUGGUCAUCGCUCGUAUCGAUGCUUCAGCCAAUGAUAUCAACUUGUCAGUGCAGGGCACGUACCCAUCACUCUGCUUGUUUCCUGCUCUGUAUGCUGAAAGGGUGGUGGUUUACACUGGAAAAAAGAAGCUGAAACCCCUGAUUAAGUUUGUAGAGAAGGAGAUGGAGAAAGCCAAAAAAUACAGAGCUAAGGAGGAUGAAGACAGGAGGAAGUACACCGAGGCCAUGAAAGCUGAGGAGGCAAAAAAAGCCAACAACACCAAAGAUGAGCUUUAA